GCGCGCAGUGCCUACGCUGGCAGCGGCGCGGGCGGAGCGCGGCGCCCCGCUCCCGGCCCGGCUCGGCCCGGCUCGGCUCGGCUCGGCUCGCGGCACCAUGGUGGCCAAGCAGCGCAUCCGCAUGGCCAACGAGAAGCACAGCAAGAACAUCACGCAGCGCGGCAACGUCGCCAAGACGUCGCGGACGGCCCCGGAGGAGAAGGCGUCGGUCGGGCCCUGGCUGCUGGCGCUCUUCAUCUUCGUGGUGUGCGGAUCAGCCAUUUUCCAGAUCAUUCAGAGCAUCAGGAUGGGCAUGUGAAGGCGCUCCCCGCAGAGCAGGAGCCUGCGUCCUCCUGAGAGUUGCAAUGAACUCUUCCCCGUGGCCGAUACCCUGAUCAAUCUUAAUUCAUUAUAACAGUUGCUCAAGAACGAUGUUCGCAUUGGCCAUGUGUCAUUCCAGGUCCCUUCACAAGUCAUUCCGAGUUUUCUAGCCCAUACCACAGUGCCUUGAAAAGCACCACAUGUAUAAAGCAAUAAAAUUCUAUUGUUGAUCUACAAUCGUGGACCUACUUAUUCAGCAAAGCAUAUGUUCAUGUUUUAUGUAGAUAUGUUAAACUGUAUGCAAUGUAGAUACUUAGGAGUUGACGCCUGUUGUAAACACCAGUCUUAAGAUCUGUUUAAGCCUCUGUAUAGCUGGAAAUGGUUUUAUUUAAGGUUGAAAGCUAAGAUUUUUAUAGUAGCUGGAGUACAAAUUUAAAGCAUGCUCAUAAUGAAGCAGUUGGGCUGUGCAGCUUUGUGUUGCUUAUUUAACUAGAUCAUCAUCUCUGUAUAUGUAGCUUAGUCUUACUGCAGCAUGUGGCCAUGCAUUAGCACUCAAAUGCUUAUCAUGACUGAAAACUUUAUCCUAUACCUCUUGCAAAGCUGUCCUAAUACAAAAUGCUUGUUUGUAUAGCUUUAGUAGGUGUUACCUAAUUAGACACCAGCAUGACCAAGCAACAACUGUUUCUGACAUAACCUAAUCCUAAAGUUUCACAAACUGUUCUGCAGCUAGGGCAAGAGCUGCUAUUGACGUACUAAACUUCUCCUGGCAGCAGGCUGUAACUGUGCUGUAAAUAUUUCUUGAGCAACUUUCAAACAAGUCAUAGUUUUUAAAUUUUAAGUAUUGCAUGGGGAUGUUUCCUGCAGAUACCCUUCCCGUUCUACCUACUGUUCUGCUUCUGUGUGCAACAUCUGCAGUUUGUGAUGUCUUGGCAAUAUAUAUCCUAAUCCUACUUAAGGUAAAUCCUGCUUUCAGCUCUCUUUCAUCUAAUGUGGAUCCAGUACUUAGCUACUUCCCUGACGGAUGAUAACAGUUCCUUAGUAAGUAAGUCUGUAAAAAAAGCCCUCCUUACAUCUCUGUAAGGACAUGACUUAAAAAUCAGAAUGGAAAAUGCUGCUAUCGAUCAUACUUUAUUGCUGAUGGCCCAGGCUUUGUGAUGGUCCUUUGCUGUCUGUUGCAGUAACUAGAGGCAAUCUUGAGUUGGUCUGCUAUUGUAUGCAGUUGCUAAAGGAAGAUUUCUUUUUUUUUUUCAGAGUUCUUAGUGGAAGGUGACAAUUUUCAAACCUGGUUGCAUUAGAAAUGUUAGAAAAAUAAUCUAUAGAGAGAAUAAUUAAAUGUCUGUAAACUGUGAAGGAACAGAUCUUUUGCUGAUAUUAGUCCUCUUCCCGUUUGAAUUCAUUGGAACUGACGUAAGCCAGCACAGCCAAGAGUGUGCCCUAAAAUCUAGCCAUGAAACUUAACAUACAUUCCUUACUCUUGGAAAUUCAUAUUUUGUAAGUGGUGGGGGAGGUGAAGUAUGUAUAAUCGCUUAUUUUAAAUAAAGUUCUUUUCAAAUGUGA
Rhea pennata is the source of this 1857-nucleotide messenger RNA. RefSeq names its product stress associated endoplasmic reticulum protein 1 (gene SERP1). Gene Ontology annotation, cellular component: endoplasmic reticulum. Bases 98 to 298 code for a protein of 66 amino acids. The record is from RefSeq and is a predicted model, not a curated record. The transcript has 3 exons. Lineage: Eukaryota; Metazoa; Chordata; Aves; Rheiformes; Rheidae. Gene Ontology annotation, biological process: endoplasmic reticulum unfolded protein response.